AUGACCCCAUCCGCCGCGAUAAGACCAUACACAUGCGCACGUUGCUUGCGUGCAAAUCGUCGUCCGAUUCGCCUGCGGACGACUGCUGUUGGACCCACGAGGCGAUACGCAAACGCGGCAGCUCAGGCUAAAGAAGCGGAGGAUGGACAACAUGGGAAAGCCCCAGCAAGUCAGGUGGACAAAGACGGAGGAGAAGAAAAGGAGGAGGGCGCAUUCACGAGGAGGAUGCGAGAGAUGAGCGAAGAGGCCCUAGAGAGCGGGGGACAUGGUGCAAUCAAAGCUGUGGAAGAAGCUGGAUUCAGCGCAGAUUUGAAGGCACAGCUGGAACAACGCAUCGCUGCGGCAAAUCUGAGGUCUUCUGAAGCAGACCUCCGCCGCAUCCGCCUCCCGCCAUACACGCGACCUUGCCACUACCCAAGCAUGGACUGGCACCGACCGAUGCGAUUAGGAAGACCUCCAAGACCACCAGGCGCAACAAAGGAGCAGCGUGGUGUCCGACUGGCAAAUGCACGCGACAGGAGUGGCAUAUACGUCAGUGUAAAGACGGACGAGGAAUUGGACGCCGAAGACCGAGAGAAACAGCUCCAGGAGCUCAAGGAUCGCUUCGAUCCGAAUGCGCGUGUCAUUGUACCUGGAGAUCUAAACGGUCUUGCCUCUCUGGCGAACAAGAGGAUUGAGGACGCGAUUGCCCGGGGCCAGUUCAAGAACAUACCCCGUGGCAAGGGGAUGAACGUCGAGCGCGACCACAAUGCAAACAGUCCGUUCAUCGACACGACGGAGUACUUCAUGAACAAGAUCAUUCAGAAGCAAGAGCUCGUGCCGCCCUGGAUUGAAAAGCAGCAGGAGCUCACGUCAGCCGCGAGCAAGUUCCGCAGUCGGUUGCGUGUGGAAUGGAAGAGGCACGCUUCUCGCAUGAUUGCCAGCAAAGGGGGGUCGUUGGCAGACCAAAUACGCAGAGCGGAGGCAUAUGCCAAAGCGGAGCUCAUCUCCAACCCCCCCAAACGGAAGCAAGAGGUGCUUACCACGGUCGGAAAGGAUGGCCAAUUGUCUCAAAUCUCACUGUCCGGCGAGCUCAAGGUUACAUCACCACUGGAGGGCUCAUCAGAAACCGCUCCGGUGGUCACCGAAGAGAUCGUCGCCCAGAAAGUAACCCUCGACAACUCAUCUGAAUCUUCCACGGAGCCAGUUCUAGCACCCGACACAGAGGCUCCAUCCACCCAAACACUGCAAGUCUCUAUCACCGUCCCCACCCCCUCUGUGCCACCCGCACCCUUCCCCUUCCGCGACCCGGACUGGGAACGCAUCGAAUCAGGCUACCACACCCUCGCCAUCGCCGACCUCAACUCCAAAGCGCGCUCCUACAACCUGCAGGCCCCCGAGCUUGCCAAGCGGCCCUACUUCAAUCUCCAGCGCGAACUCAACGCCUGCUUUGCCGACGUCGCCCCGCAGCUCCCACAAGCAAUCCUCGAUCGAGCGCGCGCUCCUCCCAAAAAAACACAGGGUUUCGGCCAAGCUAUGGCCGACAAGUCCCUGUUUGGCAACAUGGUUGGCGCGCCUGUCAGGAUCAGAGAUGAGCGCACUACGAAACAAUACGGCUUUCGCCAGUUCUGGAAGGAUCUCUGGGCAAAGGAACCACCUGAGCGGCUUUAG
This is a messenger RNA of Parastagonospora nodorum SN15, 1650 nucleotides long. RefSeq lists its product as hypothetical. The record is from RefSeq and is a predicted model, not a curated record. Lineage: Eukaryota; Fungi; Ascomycota; Dothideomycetes; Pleosporales; Phaeosphaeriaceae. The transcript is spliced from 3 exons. The coding region runs from base 1 to 1650 and encodes 549 amino acids.